CGCAUUCGAAGCAUGAGUGAACGUGCUGUGCGAAAAGUAAAAACAUUUGUGAGCAGACCGAUUAAGGAAGCCACUUUGCGGCGUUUUGUCAAUAAGGUGGAAGCCAAGAUGCAAGCAGAGCAGACCGGACAAAUUCGACUACGAGAAGUAAAACAGGGGGAUGACUUAUUUCCGAAGCCUUUGCGGAGAUCUCAAGAAGCAAAGUCUAAGGAGAUUAGAAAUAAGGAUAAAGUUGACAUGUCUAUGAAGAGUGUUGCGACGUCGGCGAUGAAGUACAGUGGAGGAGAGUUACCUAGUGGAAACAAAAUAGUUACUGGUAACAAGUGCAAUGACGGAAAGUUGUUCAUCAACGGUGAACCGUUCUGGACAAUGCAGAAGAAGCCUACCGAGACAGACUUGGUAUGA
Cylicostephanus goldi is the source of this 405-nucleotide messenger RNA. The record is from the annotation of a GenBank genome assembly. Lineage: Eukaryota; Metazoa; Nematoda; Chromadorea; Rhabditida; Strongylidae.